AUCAGGAGGGAUCGGAUGAUGAAAAUAUGGUAGACAAUUUUGUCACCUUUUUUGUGGCAGGUCACGAGACCACUGCCAAUCUAUUAUCUUUUACUAUUAUGGAAUUAGCACGGCACCCAGAAAUAGUUACAAAACUUCAGGCUGAAGUCGAUGAAGUUAUUGGUGUGAAGAGAGACGUUGCCUACGAAGAUCUGAGGAAACUGAAAUAUUUAUCACAGGUUCUCAAAGAAAUCCUACGGUUAUACCCACCAGUUGCAGGUGUUAUGCGCUGGACAGAGAAGAAAAAUGUAAUUGAAGGAAUUGACAUUCCAGCAAACACCACCCUAUUUUUCAGUACCUAUCUCAUGGGACGCAUGGAAAGAUAUUUCAAGAAUGCUCUGACCUUUGAUCCUGAUCGAUUUAGCAAAGACAAAUCAAGACCUUAUUUUUCCUAUUUCCCAUUUUCGCUGGGACCUCGUUCAUGUAUUGGACAGUUAUUUGCUCAGGUGAGUAAGAUAAUUGCGUUAAGAAUGUCUACUCCAAUACUAGUAUUUGUUCCUUUUAAAAGAGAGGUGGAGAACUUGCGUAUGCUCCUGAUCCAUUCUUUCAGUCUCUAGAGCAGGACUCCCCAACCUAUGGACCAUGGCCCACUAGUGAGACAUGAGGGGUU
This is a messenger RNA of Notechis scutatus (mainland tiger snake), 649 nucleotides long. Lineage: Eukaryota; Metazoa; Chordata; Lepidosauria; Squamata; Elapidae. The record is from RefSeq and is a predicted model, not a curated record.